Kazachstania africana CBS 2517 is the source of this 1395-nucleotide messenger RNA. RefSeq names its product ornithine decarboxylase SPE1 (gene SPE1). Gene Ontology annotation, cellular component: cytoplasm. Lineage: Eukaryota; Fungi; Ascomycota; Saccharomycetes; Saccharomycetales; Saccharomycetaceae. Gene Ontology annotation, molecular function: ornithine decarboxylase activity. The record is from RefSeq and is a predicted model, not a curated record. The transcript has a single exon. Bases 1 to 1395 code for a protein of 464 amino acids.
AUGUCUCUUUUAGCUGUUGAAAGGAAUAAUCCCCUCGGAACAUCGAAUAAUUCGACAAGUACUUUGGUCGAUGCUUACAAUGAGAUCAGCAUUAGAAGUGAAAAAAAUGAUGAGGCAUUAUCUCAAUAUAUGCUGUCUUUGAAAAAUGACCCAAGAAUCUCCGAAGUUGCCAUUGAACCAUCACACGAUGCCAUUUCCAAAGCGUUGGAAGAUCAUGUCACAAGGGUUAAUGACGACACAUGUGAACCUGGAGAAGAAAAUUCUUUUUUUAUCUGCGAUAUGAAUGAGUUACGCAACUUGUACAAUAACUGGAAAUCUGAGUUACCAAGAAUUCAACCAUUUUACGCUGUUAAAUGUAACAAUGAUAUCAAUAUUUUGAGAAGAUUGGCAUCAUUCGGUGUUAAUUUCGAUUGUGCUUCAAAAGUGGAAAUCGAAACUAUCUUGAGUAUGGGUGUUUCUCCAGAAAGAAUCGUCUAUGCUAACCCGUGCAAAGUUUCCUCCUAUAUCAGAUUUGCUCAGUCUAGAGGUGUCAACAAAAUGACUUUCGACAAUGUAGAAGAAUUGUGCAAAAUUAAAAAAUUCCAUCCAGAUGCCGAAGUCAUACUAAGAAUCACCACCGAUGAUUCCACUGCUCAAUGUCGGUUGUCAACCAAGUAUGGUGCAGACCUUGAAUCUGUUAGAACUUUAAUUGCCAAAUGUAAAGAAUUACAAUUAAACUUAGUCGGUGUCAGUUUCCACGUUGGUUCAGGAGCUUCUGAUUUCAGUUCACUAUACAAAGCCGUAAGAGAUUCCAGAUUCGUUUUCGACGUUGCAGUCAACGAAUUUGAUUUCCCAAGAUUCAAGAUUUUAGAUGUCGGUGGUGGAUUCCAAUUAGAAUCCUUUAGAGAAUCUUCAGCUGUCUUAAAUAUGGCAUUGGAAGAAUUUUUCCCAGAAGAGGCUUUUAAGGAUUUAAAAGUCAUCGCAGAACCAGGUAGAUACUUCGUAGCCACCACAUUCACUCUAGCUGCCCACGUCAUUGCCAAGCGGAAAAUUAACGAAAAUGAAUCUAUGAUUUACAUCAAUGACGGUGUAUAUGGUAACAUGAACUGCAUUCUAUUUGAUCACCAAGAACCAAUACCACGGACCCUAUACCAUGACAAUCAAUUCCAUUAUUUCGAUUUCGAUUCUACUUCAUCAGUACCUACCAAAUCCCAUCCAUUUAAAGUUUCCAUCUGGGGUCCAACAUGUGAUGGUUUAGACUGUAUCGCUAAAGAAUACUAUAUGAAACACGAUUUGAUAGUGGGCGAUUGGUUCUACUUCCCAGGUCUUGGAGCCUACACAUCCUCAGCAGCCACUCCAUUCAAUGGCUUUGAUCAAAAUGUCAGCACUAUAUACAUAAACGAAUCCUCUAUAUGA